Molecule: messenger RNA, 1739 nt
Organism: Daldinia decipiens
Lineage: Eukaryota; Fungi; Ascomycota; Sordariomycetes; Xylariales; Hypoxylaceae
Product: GroES-like protein
Exons: 2
Coding region: 492-1592 (366 amino acids)
Biological process (GO): D-sorbitol catabolic process
Molecular function (GO): zinc ion binding; L-iditol 2-dehydrogenase (NAD+) activity
Source: RefSeq, a predicted model, not a curated record
CACAACGUGAUUCUAGCCCGAGGGGAAGAAGCUUGUAAGCAUUAGCAACUUGGAAUGUCAAAGCUCCAUCAUAGAACCGUCGACCGGGGGUCGACCGGGGAUGAUCUCCCCACUACGCCUCGACCUGGUGGGUGGGCAGGCGGGUUGCAGGUGCCAUUACGACAUUCUAUGUCCUAUGAGAUACUAUGAGAUGCCAAUAUGCCAACCCUUGCCCCGCGCUAUCGUGUUAUGCUGUAGCUCUCACGAGAUUGUCUUGCCUUAGCAGAGCUUAGCUCUCCGAGUACGGGGGAGCAAAGGAGGCGAGUGAUUUUAUUUUAUUUUUCUUUCAUUCUCAUGUGUUGAGUGUUGACUUUAUAUCUCGUCCUCCCUGUUUCCAUUGUCAAAAGUCACGAUAAUCUUAUUUUGUAUUUUGAAGUCAAAUACUUGUAUCUCUGCUAUCUAUCCAUUUGAUACCCUCCCUUGACGUUCCUCAUAUUUACUGACUAGGUAAAAUGGAUCCCAAAUCGGCGAGCAACCUUUCUUUUAUCCUUAAUAAACCCCAUGAUGUCGAGUUUUCAGACAAGCCCGUUCCUUCCCUCCAAACACCCCACGAUGUCCUCAUCGCCGUGAACUACACCGGAAUUUGCGGCUCGGACGUUCACUACUGGGAGCAUGGUGCUAUCGGCCACUUCGUUGUUAAGGAUCCCAUGGUUUUGGGCCACGAGUCGUCCGGUACCGUCAUCCAAGUCGGUUCCGAGGUGAAAACGUUGAAGGCUGGUGAUCGUAUUGCUCUAGAACCCGGCUACCCCUGCCGGCGAUGCCAACCUUGUCUGAGUGGCAAGUACAAUCUCUGCCCUGAGAUGCGUUUCGCCGCGACGCCUCCCUACGACGGCACCCUGACGGGCUUCUGGGUGGCCCCAGCCGACUUCUGCUACAAGCUACCCGAUAACGUCUCCCUGCAAGAAGGCGCCUUGAUCGAGCCCCUCGCCGUAGCCGUUCACAUCGUCCGACAAGCAGUCGUAACCCCAGGACAAUCAGUCAUCGUUAUGGGAGCUGGUCCCGUUGGUCUUCUCUGUGCAGCAGUAGCUCGUGCCUUUGGUGCAUCCAAGGUAGUCUCCGUCGAUAUUGUCGAGUCAAAGCUCGCCUUUGCCAAGUCCUUCAGCUCGACACACACGUAUAUUAGCCAACGUGUAUCUGCGGAGCAAAACGCAGCCAAUAUCCGGAAGGAGGCAGACCUUCCUGACGGCGCGGACGUGGUGAUCGACGCAAGUGGCGCGGAACCCAGUAUACAGACGAGUUUGCACGCGGUGCGCACGGGCGGCACGUAUGUUCAGGGCGGCAUGGGCAAGUCGGACAUCACAUUCCCCAUCAUGGCCAUGUGCAUCAAGGAGGUCACCGCUAAGGGCAGCUUCCGCUAUGGAAGUGGUGACUACAAGCUCGCCGUCGAGCUCGUCGCCGGCGGCAAGGUCGAUGUCAAGAGGCUCGUCAGCGCCGUUGUUGCGUUCAAAGAGGCCGAGGACGCGUUCAAGAAGGUCAAGCAGGGUGAGGUUAUUAAAAUCUUGAUCGCGGGCCCGAACGAGAAGGGCGCCGCUGCUGUUGCUUCUAAAGCUUAGACCUGUCGUGAAACAUCUGUAUGAUUUCCCAGUACUGGCUGGGCGUGCGCUGUUGAUAAGAGCGACGGUUGUUGCAGAUUGUAAUACACGGUUUGUUACUAUAUGCGACUAUCAGUAUGACUCUAUAAUGUUCGUAUGCAGUGAAAU